AUGCGUUUUCCCAAAUCAGUAAAAGAAACAAAAACAUCCCACCCUAACAGCCUAAAAAAACAAAAACGUACCCAUCCUCUCCUCUCGACACUCCCUUCGCCUCUUCCUUCGUGCGCGCCGGCCGCCUUCCUCCCCACCGCGCCGGCCGCGUCCCUCCCCACCGCGUCGGCCGCGUCCCUCCCCACCGCGCCGGUAACCUUCCUCCCCACUGCGCCGGCCGCAUUCCUCCCCACCGCGUCGGCCGCGUCCUUCCCCACCACGCCGGCAGCCUUCCUUCCCUCCCCGCCUGCUUCGUCUUCCUCCCUCUACCAGCGCCGUCGUCCUCCCUCCACCCUAGCGCCGCCCCUCCCUUCACCGGCCGCCCUGCCUUCCUCCACCGACCACUGGCCACCGGAGGUGCGGAUACUGCCUCAACCACCUGCUCCCACCCCCCGCCAUGACCCCUCACCGUUGGGUCGCUGGAUCCCGUCUGUCGAGCGCCGGAUCUCGUCAGCCCUGGAGUCGCGCGAACACGCAGCACCCAUCUUGGCCACGGCCGCCAUCCCCCUACCCCCGAGCUCCACUCCAGAAUCCCGCCUUUUACCCCUCAAGAUCCAGCGCCGGGAUCCUACUGUUGGUUGUGCGUCUACUACUCAAAACCCCGCAAUAGUUCAACGAAAAAUGUCUACAUCAGUUUCAACUAAAAAGACCAUAAGUUCAGAGGAAGAAAAAGAUCACGGGCGCGUUUUGGUCCACGCAGGCCACCAGAGGAAUAAAAAAUGUUUCUUCAUUCAGUUCAGGUUGCUCUAGGAUUUGUCCAUGUUCUGGAGGGAAGUAAUUAACUUGUGGUUUGCAGUGGGACCUACUGUAUAACAAAUAUGUGUCAGCAAAUAUGUGUUGAACAUUGUUGAUUGGAGGGAUGUGUACUGAUGUACCUUUCUUGCUGGAUCCUUCUUUUAUAGAAUAAACAUUUG
Molecule: messenger RNA, 953 nt
Organism: Triticum aestivum (bread wheat)
Lineage: Eukaryota; Viridiplantae; Streptophyta; Magnoliopsida; Poales; Poaceae
Product: leucine-rich repeat extensin-like protein 5
Exons: 2
Coding region: 1-789 (262 amino acids)
Source: RefSeq, a predicted model, not a curated record